AUGGAUAUUGUAUAUAACAUAGUAGGUAGCUUUCUUGGAGUCAUAUUAAGCUCAAGUUAUGAUGCUUGGAUUGUGAAAAGACUGAAAAAGAAUAGGCUCAGGCAAGUCAGAGAAGUAGUUAUUGAGGACUACGAUGACGACGAUACUGGAAUUGAGCUUGGUGGCGUAACUGGGGGAAGAGAUUUGGAGAAUGGCUUCGUUUCGAUUAACAGGGAAGACUUGCCAGAAAGUAAAUAG
Messenger RNA from Dujonia railenensis, 237 nucleotides. The record is from the annotation of a GenBank genome assembly. NCBI's taxonomy places the organism in Eukaryota, Fungi, Ascomycota, Pichiomycetes, Serinales, Debaryomycetaceae.